Physella acuta is the source of this 1973-nucleotide messenger RNA. RefSeq lists its product as uncharacterized. NCBI's taxonomy places the organism in Eukaryota, Metazoa, Mollusca, Gastropoda, Physidae. The record is from RefSeq and is a predicted model, not a curated record.
GACGAAGCAACAAGGCAAAAUCAUUAUUUCUGCUGAAAAGCCUGAGUGGACUAGCCACAUCCUUUGGUACAACUCAGCUGAAACCAGGAUUGACAUCACUUUUAUUAAAUCACCAAGGAUCAAAAAACGUGUCACCAUCAGUAGUAAAAAGUACAAACGUUCCCCUGACAGACAAUCAACAGCUCCAUACAAAGGUUUCUCACUUGCUUUCAGCAUUUAGGCAAGUGAAAAACAUCAUGUCACAGGUACAGACACAAACCAUCAGACCAACCACACAGACAAAUACACACAGUAGUCACAAUCAGAACCAGUUAGUACACUUAGGUCAGCAAACAGAUGGAGGCAUUACUUUAGCACGUCUACAGGCUCAAGUACCGGCUAAUACGCUGCAUCAGCCCAACACAGCUGGACAUUAUACAAUCAAUUCAAAUUUGACACAAUAUGAAACGGGCGUUUUUGUCACAAUUUCUCCGGCCCAUUUAGAAAGUCCUACAUCAAAUCUAGCAAGCCUAGACGUGGUGAUGCCUCGCAUUGAGCUGUCCCAACAACCCAACAUAAUUGAUGUCAACUACCCGCCUAAAAUACCUCCUAGCACACACACUUCUGAUCCUGAUCUACAUAAAGCUGAGCUCAUUACUACCAUAAAAAUGCUGAGCAACGAAAUUAAAAUGCUAGCACAAGCCGAUGGAGCUAAUGUGCCCUCUAUUACUGCCUCGCAUCAGAGUUACAACAGUGGACAAUAUGUACAAGAAACUCCACAUCAGCAGAAUCCAUAUCAGCAACAACCAUCAUCGGCAUAUGCAAAUUAUUAUCAACCACCAGCUCAACAACAACCAAUGCAGCAGCAACCAUUGCAGCAACAACCAAUGCAGCAACAACCAUUGCAGCAACAACCAAUGCAGCAGCAGCAGCCACAACAGCAGCAGCAACCAGCACAACAGCAGCAACCAGCACAACAGCAGCAGUACGCUAACCAGCCAGGUACCUUUGGUCAGUCUCCACCAGCUACGGAAAAUUUAGACCCAUUUUCAUCACAGUUUGACGUUAAUGGACUAAAGCCAACUAUAUUUAAUCCACAAUAUCAACCGCCACCACAACAGAUCCCACAACAACCAGCACAGCAAGCGUUUGGACAAUCUAAUACCAAUGAAUUUGCUGGAUUAUUGGACCAACCAACAUAUCGUCAAAAUCCUCAGUCCCCUACAAAUAAAGUUGAUUUCGCUGCAAAAGGACCAAAUCCUAUACAGUUGAAUCAGUUCUUGGCACAGCCAAUGGCGCCAAAAGAUUCGAAUUCUUUGUCAAAUAACUUAGAUGUACUAUUAGGAACAUUGCUGAGUAGUAGUGCGCAAACAAAACCAAAGACUACAACAAAACCACCAUCGCCUUCUGGGCCAUCGUUGAUUAGCGAUCGACUCAAUGAUUUUAUUCUAGGACCCAAAUCUGAAUUUAGAAGUAAUGCAUUUAGUGAAAUACCAACAAAUGGUGCUGCGUAUGACUCUUUAAAUCCUCUGGCUGGAUUUAUGGGAGAAACCCCUCCUCCUCCUACAACAACCACCCCAGCUCCACCUGGAAGAAAUGGAGACUUUUUGGCUGGUUUUAUUGGUGUAAACAAAGAAAUAGUACAACCAAAGGCACAAACAGAGAGUUUUCAGCCAAACAUCUACAUGUAUGAUUACCAACAACAACAAUCCAAUCAAGUUACACCUACUCCACCAUUAACUACAGAUGCUGGAUUAAGUAGCCUAGGAACUCAGGAUCUCAGUGCAUUAGUCCAAAAACUCUUGGGGGUGUUGGCAGUCAAACAAGCAGCUGUAGCACAAGGCCGAUGAUAAAGAUUUUAAAUAUAGAAAUUGAUGACGCGUAUAGGUCUGUUACAUCAUGAAAGUCUUGACAUUGUUAAAUUUAGCAAUUACACAUUGAAACUGCGCUUCUUACUUCAGAACUUUUAAAAUAAAGUUUUUGAUUGCAGAAUU